This is a messenger RNA of Closterium sp. Naga37s-1, 1992 nucleotides long. The record is from the annotation of a GenBank genome assembly. Lineage: Eukaryota; Viridiplantae; Streptophyta; Zygnematophyceae; Desmidiales; Closteriaceae.
AUGCGCAAGUCUCGCAUGUGUCCGCAGAAGUCGAAAGUGAGUAAUAGGGAAAGCGCCCAGCUCCCAUUCCCCGCUGCGUCGCACUCCAUCUACCCCCCGUUUCGCCAUCCCUUUCAUCCUCGGUACGCACUCCCUUUUCCCCUCGUUUCACGCUCCCAUUCCCCCUCGGAACGCGCUCCCGUCACCCCCCACGUGGACCACUCCUAUUGUUUCGGGUGUCGCGCUCCUUUUCCGCCUCGUUUAGCCCACCAAUUCCCCCUCGUGACGCACUCCCUUCCCCCCUCGUUUCGCACUCUCUUUCCCCCUCGUUUUGCACCCCAUUUCCCUUUCGUACCGCGCUCCCUUUCCCCCUCGUUUCGAACUCCGUGUCCCCCUCGUUCCGCACUCCUUUCCCCAUCGUGUCGCUCUCCCUUUCCCCCUCGUUUGUCACUCCUUUCCCCCACGGUGGCACUCCCUUUCCCCCUCGUUUCGCCCUCCGGUUCCCCCUCGUUUCGCCCUCCCUGUCCCCCUCUUGUCACACUCCCUUUCCCCCCCGUUUCGCCCUCCCUUUCCCCCUCGUUUCGCACUCCCUGUCCCCCUCGUGUCACACUCUCUCUCCCCCUCGUUUCUCUCUCCCUUUCCCCCACGGUGGCACUCCCUUUCCCCUUUGAUAGCACUCCCUUUCCACAUCGUUUUGAACUCUCUUUCCCCCACGUUUCGCACCCCAUUUCCCCCACGGUGGCACUCCCUUUCCCCCUUGAUAUCGCUACCAUUCCCCCUCGUUUCGCCCUCUCUUUCCCCUUCGUUUCGCACUCCCUCUCCCCCUCUUGUCACACUCCCAUUUCCCCUCCACUCCCUUUCACCCUCUUUCCGCACCCCAUUUCCCCCCUCGUGCCGCGCUCCCUUUCCUCCUCGUUUCGCACUCCAUGGCCCCCUCGUUUUGCACUCCCUUUACCCCUCGGUUCGCCCUCCGAUUCCCUCUCGUUUCGCACUCCCUUUCCCCCUUCUGUCACCGGCCCUUGCCCCCUCCUUUCACACACCCUUUCCCCCUCCUGUCCCACUCCCUUUCCCCCUCGUUUCUCACUCCCUUUCCCCCACGGCGUCACCCCCUUUCCCCCUCGAUAUCGUUCUCUUUCCCCCUCGUUUCGCACCCCAUUUCCCCCUCCUACUGCGCUCCCUUUCCCCCCUCGUUUCGCAAUCCUUUUCCCUGUCGAUUCGCACUCCUUUACCCCCUUCCCCUGCCCCCAUGUGUAUCAUUCAUUCCCUGUCCCCCACGGUUCCAUACCCCUGCCCUCAUCCGUAUCAUUCAUUCUCCUCACCCCACGGUUCCAUUCCCCUGCCCCAUGUGGGGAAAGAGAGAGAGCAGCGGGAAGCGCAAUGCGUGAAGGGGAGUUGCUGGAUGCUGGGGAAGGGAAGGUGGGCGGGCUGACAACAGGGAAUGUGCGCGCGUGGGGAAGGGAAUGUGCGCGCGUGGGGAAGGGAAUGUGCGCGCGUGGGGAAGGGAAUGUGCGCGCGUGGGGAAGGGAAUGUGCGCGCGUGGGGAAGGGGAUGUGCGCGCGUGGGGAAGGGGAUGUGCGCGCGUGGGGAGGGGGAUGUGCACGCUUCGGGGGGAAGGGGAUGUGCGCGCGCUGGGGAAGGGGAUUUGCUCGCGGUGGGAAGGGAAUGUGCGGGCUCUGGGGAAGGGAAUGUUUGCGCGCGGGCGGAGUGCAGUUGCGCGCGCUAGUGAAGGGAACGUGCGCGCGAUGGGGAAGGGAACGUGAGCGCGCUGGAGAAGGCAACGUGCGCGCGCAGGAGGGGGGCAUGUGCGGGCGCUUGGGAGGAGAGUGUUUGGGCGAUUGUGAUGGGAUUGUGCGCGCGAUUGAGAAGGGAAUAGCUGGGCCCUGCGGACUCCAAUGUCCUGGCGCUGCGGAAAGGAAUAUCCGGGCGCUGCGGAACGGAUUGACUGGGCGCCGCGGAAAGGAAUGUCUGGGCGCACUGUGUGGGCAUGUCUGGGCGUUGGAGAAGGAAGUAUGA